AUGGGAAUGGGACCUGGACAGACCCAAUUCCUGAUGGGAACGGGACAGACCCAAUCCAUGAAAAUUGGGGUUUCCUUUUCCGAAACGACUUCGGCUUCGCUGGGGGCGUCCGACGGAACCCCCCGGGAACGAUCCCGACUCCCGGGUUUUUCCCCCGCCCCUCCAGGUUACGAGGGCUACAACUACGGCUACGGCUACGGGCAGGACGGCUCGGGAGCAGGGUAUGGAUACGGCGUGGCCGCCGGGAAUUCCUGGGAAAUGGGCAGCUCGGACGCCGAGCCGGCCCCCGAGGGCGGCGGCGACGGGCCCGGCAAGAUGGGCCACCAGCGGCUGGACGGGGGAUCCCACCCCGAGCCCGAGGGCGCGCCGGGCGGGCGCUACGGAGCCGCCGGGGACAGGUACGACCCCUACGAGUCGUACGACUCGAGGUCCUCGGUGAACGACCGCGACUUGUACCGGCCGGGCUACGACUACAACGACUACAACGAUUACAACGACUACAACGACUACAACGACUACAACGAUUACAAUGAUUACAACGAUUAUAAUGAUUACAACGAUUAUAACGAUUACAACGACUACAACGACUACCCCGACUACCCCGAGUCGGAGCAGGACAACGACGCGUCCUACGAGGGUCCCUACGACGCUUUCUACGGCCCCCGGCGGGAGCAGUUCCAGGGCCGGGCCCGGGACGGCUUCGGGCAGCGGGGCCAGGGCUGGGGCCGGGACGGGCGGCCCCCCAGACCCUCGGGAGCCUCCCCCUACCCCGGGAGGGGCUCCUGGCCCGACCCCCGCGGGCCCCCCGGCUCCAGACGCCUCCCGUCCCUCUUCUCCCACAACAUCCUGCCCGAGCCCGGCGGCUUCCCCGGCCACAGGGGCUUCCCCGGAGCGCGCUGCGCGGGAGGGAUGGCCCGGCAGAGGGUCCGGAGGAACUGGAAAAUGUGGGACUGGGAUUUCAAG
This is a messenger RNA of Empidonax traillii (willow flycatcher), 963 nucleotides long. Its product is annotated as A-kinase anchor protein 8-like. Gene Ontology annotation, cellular component: nuclear matrix; nucleus. The annotation marks the transcript as partial. The transcript has 3 exons. Gene Ontology annotation, molecular function: DNA binding; protein kinase A regulatory subunit binding. The record is from RefSeq and is a predicted model, not a curated record. Lineage: Eukaryota; Metazoa; Chordata; Aves; Passeriformes; Tyrannidae.